This is a messenger RNA of Microthlaspi erraticum, 3759 nucleotides long. NCBI's taxonomy places the organism in Eukaryota, Viridiplantae, Streptophyta, Magnoliopsida, Brassicales, Brassicaceae. The record is from the annotation of a GenBank genome assembly.
AUGAUGGAGGAGUUCUCAAUGACAGACCUCGGAAAUAUGAGAUAUUUCUUGGGCGUAGAAGUGAAGCAAGAUGAGCAAGGAAUAUUCAUUCACCAGAAAAAGUAUGCAAUGGAGAUUCUAAAGAGUUUUGGGAUGCAAGACUGCAACUCUGUCAAGAAUCCAACUGUUCCAGGCUGUAAACUGACAAAGGAAGGAGCUGGAUCAGCUGUGGAUUCAACCACUUUCAAGAAAAUUGUCGGUAGUCUAAGCUACUUGACUCCAACCAGACCUGAUUUGAUUUAUUCAGUCAACUUAGAGAGCAGAUACAUGGAGAGUCCAAAUGAACAACAUAUGUUGGCUGCUAAGAUAAUAAUGAGGUACAUCCAAGGUACCACAAGUCACGGUAUUCAGUACUUGCGACAGUAUGGUGAGGAGGAGUUAGUCGGGUAUGUGGAUAGUGACUAUGCAGGAGAUGAAGACGAUAGGAAAAGCACUUCGGGCUAUACAUUUAUGUAUGGAAAUGGAGCUGUGUCAUGGUCGUCAACCUAUCAAAUCGGUUAUCAUCAAGAAGGAGUAACUGUUCUGUUCUGUGACAACAGUUCGACAAUUAAGCUCUCCAAGAAUCCAGUUCUUCAUGGUAGAAGCAAACAUAUUCACGUAAGGUACCAUUUUCUUCGUGAACUUGUGAAUGAGGAGGUCAUUAGGCUGGAGUAUUGUCACACACAAGAGCAGUUGUCUGAUAUUAUGACAAAACCGGUGAAGCUUGAAGUAUUUGAGAAGCUUAGAAGUGAGAUGGGAGUUGGGGUAGAUAAGUUUGUCGAAUAUUAUUUCGAGCUCUUGCAAAUCAAGGAUCGAGUCUAUCUUCUCCAUAGACUCUACGAAGAGAACAGCCUCAUUACAAGACCUGGAACAGACGGAAUGGAAAGUUUUACUAUUAAGGACUACGAUAACAGACUCAAUAUGUUAUCCUAUGGGGGUUUUGAGUCCGCGGUGAUUUUGAACAUUGAUCCUGGCAAAUCCAUACAUGGAAAGAGGGAAGUCACUGUGCACGGCUCCUUCACAUCAAAGGAUAAGGAUCGAUCUAAGCGACAGUUCACACAAAUCUUCUUCCUGUCUCCCGAAGAUAAUGAAUACAAGGUGGUUUCAGACAAAUUCUAUUUUGACGAUAGAAUAAAAAACAUACAUUCUGCAAAUAGUGAGAAGAUAAUGUCCAUCGAUUUGACUCCAUACUUAAACGAUGUAAGUUCAGCGGAUAGAGGAAGAAGUACUAAAGCAAUGGAUUAUCUCAAGCAACUGCGAGAAAAGAGCUUCCAUGACUUUUUACUGAACCUGACCUCUCAGAUUUCGAAGAAAGUUAAUGCUGAAACGCUCAAAGUCGCUGGUGAUAUGCUAAAGGAGUCUCUCGACACAAAGGAUUCUGCAGGGGAAGUUCAUCGUUGGUUAGUAAUUGAUGGUAUUCAUAAAGAUCAGAUCAAAGAACAGUUGGUGGUAAAUCUGGGUUCCUCUAUGGUAGAGGUGAGACAAAUGUCAGCUCAGAUAAUUGUUAAGAUAGCGACAAUUGAAAUUCCUAAGAAGCAGCAGUGGUGUGGAGACUCUGGGAUUUUUGAAAGUAUGAAGUCUCAGUCCAAUGCACGUUUGAAGCAGUCAAUAGUGGUGGAAACAUUGGGCUAUGUCUGUGAACAGAUAUCCCAUCAUGAUCUUGAGCAAAAGGAGGUUAGUGACUUCCUUAGAGAAUUGUUGGAUAUCAUAGAUAGGGAAGAUGGGAAUACAGAGCUUCGUCUUGCAGCAACAAAGGCAUUGGAUUCUGUACUUCUUUACCAGAAAUCCUUUGAAGAUGUAGACAUAGCAAAAUGGGUGCUUGAUAUUUUGUUCAAGAAAACCAAUUCAAAGGAGGCAGAUAUCAAGAACUCUGUGAUCAAAUGCCUUGGUUCAAUUGCUUCCAAAAACUACCAAUAUCUUGUCGAGCAGAAAUUCAUGGACAAAUUCAUGGACAGGCUUGUUGCUGUAACAUCUGAUCUUGAUGGGAGAGAUGGUGAGAGCGCUGCCGUGCAUGCAAUUAAGGUCUGGUGUUCUAUCUGUGAGGGAAAGAUAGCUCAACAGUGUGUCAAAGUUGGUGACACUAACGGUUCCAUAGAGAAGGCUCUUCACGAUUUGGUUCCCAAGUUGCUAGCCAGCCUAACGAUGCAGGACAAAAAACCGGACAUAUUUGAGGCUGGAAGGACAUGCCUUGGCCUCGUUGCCAGAACGCUUGGAGAUGAUAUUGUCCCUCAUGUGAGCGCAUUUUUUGAAGAAAACGUAAUGACUACGGACUGUGAUGGCAAGAAAGCGGCUAUUUAUGCUUUUGGAUCAAUUUUUGAGGGCCCAACAGCCGACAAGCUCUCCGAGAUUGUUGCUGCCGACUUAAAAAUUAUCCUCGCCGCAACCAAGGACGAGAAUAAGCACGUCAGAGACGCAACGGUUUGGACUCUUAAACGUCUCUUGAAGUUUUUUCACUCCCAAAACAAUCAGUUCUCAUCUAUAUCACCGGAAGACAUGCUUCAAAUCGGGAGAGCAAUAUUGAAUGCAACUGUAGAUGAACCAAAUGUUCCAGAUAAGAUCUGCCGAGCUCUCUCCCCCUUCCUUGAGGCCAUAGUCACAAAUACGUUUCAUCAGGAAGAACACCUCUCUGUUUUACCAGAGAAAGAACACCUCUCCGUUUUACAGGAGAAAGAACAGCUCUCUGUUUUACAGAAGAGAGCUCUCCGAGAAUUGACGCAUCAACUGCGAACCUUUCUGCAAGCUAGUCCUGAAUGUGAAAAAACAAUUUGGGGGAUCCCAUUGCUUGAACAAGAGGGAAGUGAAAUUGUGUUGAUGAAAUUCCUAAGAGCCAAGAACUUCAAGGUCCAGGAGACGUUGAACAUGCUCAAGGAAACGAUGGAGUGGAGAAAGACUUCAGAUAUCGACACUAAGGUGCACUCUUCUCUGGAUCAUCUAAACUCCAAGUUCAUGCACGGAGUUGACGUCUCAGGACACCCAGUUUUGUACGAGAAAGUAUUUUGUGACUUCAGUAUAGAUAUACUCUCUGAUGAGACGGCUCUGGGGAAUUUUGUGACUAAUUUCGUGACCAGCAGGACAAUGGUCAUGGAGAAAACUAUACGGGAACAAUAUUCGCUCUCGGGUGUCGUUUCUCCCAUUCUUCACGUCAUCGACCUGCAUAAUCAUCUGGGACUUUCUGGUACACAGCGUGAUACGAUCUCCAGACUAACCAAACCGGGACUCAAGUUGCUUCAAAACCACUAUUCUGACUUCGCCUUCAAACAGAUUUUCAUCAACACCACUAUGAAGGAAUACAUCUACUUCAAACUGAUGUCUUUAAGACUCGCAUCAAGCUCCAUGAGUAGAGAGAUUGUGUUGGCUCGUAAAUCGAAAUCAUUUAAAACUCUGACAAAGUACAUCAAACCGAACCAAAUUCCCACCCAGUUUGGAGGAUUGAGUAACAAACCCGAAGACUUCUCUGUUAACGAUAUAUCUUCUUCAAUAAGUAUCAAUCCCGGACGAAGAAAGACACUUGAGAUUGAAUGCCCUGUGGUAUGUGAGAUCAAUCUCACUUUCAGGUCUGUGGGAAGUUGCUUGACUUACACGUCAGCAUUUUUCCCAGGGACUUUUAGUACAACAGAAGAAGGCAAGUCGACUUUUACACAAGCUAGUGAUGAGAAUGUGUUCACGGAAAUUCCAGUGGAGAGGAAAACAGUAGACUCAUCAACUCUGUUCAGUUGCACAUUCACUGCACAUUCACGGUGA